AACUUCAUGAAUGACAUACUGCAGAAAUGACGUUUCGUUGCACUUAAAGUGUAAAUUUUUCAUAUUUCCUUUCUAAUUAAAUAAUGUUAUCUUUACUUUAGAUAAUGACUGUACUUUUAUUUAGUUUUCUCACAAGCUUACUGUGAAGUGAGCUGUAGUGUGAGAUGAUUUUUUUUGUCUAAAUAAUGGUGCUGUUGUGAAGGAUACCGCAUUGUAAAAUAAUUAUAUUGUUUUCGCACAAAUAACUAAUAUGAUUAUUAUGUAAUUAUAAUAAGUUUGUUACUCUUGAUAUUGUAAUUGUACAAAGAUGAGAGCUGUCGCGUUAAUAAGUGGAGGAAAGGACAGCUGUUACAAUAUGAUGCAGUGCGUCGGCGCCGGCCAUACGAUUGUAGCCCUGGCCAACCUCCAACCAAUUUAUAAAGAUGAGCUGGACAGUUAUAUGUAUCAGACAGUAGGGCAUCAGUGUAUCGACCUGUAUGCGGAAGCUAUGGGUCUGCCUCUCUAUAGGGAUGUGAUAUCUGGGGUCCCUAUUAAUCAAGGACGUAACUAUAAUCCAACAGAUAAUGACGAAGUGGAGGAUUUGUACAGGCUUUUGUCAAAAAUUAAGAGAGAAUUAGACAUAGAAGCUGUUGCUUGUGGGGCUAUUCUAUCAGAUUACCAAAGAAUUAGGGUUGAGAAUGUGUGUCAAAGGCUCGGCUUGGUGUCACUUGCUUAUUUGUGGCGUCGGAAUCAGAAGGAAUUGCUGCAAGAAAUGAUAGCAAGUGGGGUUGAAGCCAUCAUCAUCAAGGUGGCAGCUUUAGGUCUAGAUCCCAGGAUACACUUGGGUAUGACAAUCAAAGAGAUACAACCACACCUUCUAGUCAUGCAAGAGAAAUAUGGACUCAAUGUUUGUGGCGAAGGUGGGGAGUACGAAACUUUCACCCUGGACUGUCCACUAUUUAGAAAGAAAUUAGUUUUAGACGAAAAAGAAUUAGUGAUACAUUCAGAAGACCCUGUGGCGUCGGUUGGAUAUUUAAAUUUAAAACUACACCUAGAAUCUAAAGAUAAUUUCGACGAAUCAAUGAAACUACCUCCAACAGUGAAAAGCUCAUUAGACUUUGUAAAGGAUCUGAACGAUACGGUGUUUAGCGACAUAAGUGAUAUAGAACUAAGUGAAACAGAGUUAGAAUCUUUCGAGAAAUUAGAAAAAGAGGAAAAAAUUAAGCAAAACGAAUUGAACCCAUUGCUCACUUACUCCGGGGACAAAACAAAUUUAGAUACAACUGAUAGUGAUUUAGUUGACGGAUACUACUACGAUGAUAUGAGCGACUCGGCUGACAUGCAUCCAGUUUUAGAUCAUAGAUCUAUAUAUGGCAAUACACAAGGAUGGUAUUUUAUCGGAGGCAUUGUGGGCGAAGGUGUCGAUACAGCUGUAGCCACAGAUGAUGCUAUGAAGAAACUCAUUAGUUUACUGGACUCUGAGGAUUUAAGUUUAAAGGAAGUAUGUUCUGUGAACAUAUAUAUGAGAGAUAUGGAACAAUACUCGGCUCUCAAUGCGAUAUAUGUGGAAAAAUUCUCAUUUCCGAACCCUCCUACUAGAGUGUGCGUACAAGUUCCCUUGCCGAAUAAUGUUGGUCUCAUAAUGGAUGCAGUUGCAUAUAAACCAUACCAGGAUAAAGACCCGGACUCGGACCAUGGCUCCAGGGAAAGAGUGACGAUGCAUGUGCAAGGUAUAUCUCAUUGGGCGCCUGCCAACAUUGGACCCUAUAGCCAAGCUGUGAAGGUGGGCGAGGUGGUGGGCACGUGCGGCCAGAUCGCGCUGGUGCCGGGCUGCAUGCGGCUGGCGGAAGGCGGCGCGCGCUCGCAGUGCGCGCUGGCGCUGCGCCACCUCACCCGCGUGCUGCGCGCCGCGCACCCGCGCGCCAACAUCCGCAGCGUCGUGCAGAGCGUGUGCUACGUGACGUCGCGCGGCGCGGCCGUGGAGGCGCGGCGGCAGCUAGAGCGGCGCACGGCGGGCGCGAUGGUGCAGUGCGCCGUCGUGUCUGCGCUGCCGCGCGCCGCCGCCGUCGAGUGGCACGCCUGGGCGCACACCGACAACAACCGCUUCGACUAUGAAGAAACCGGCUGCAACGUCGGUGAUUACAAGGUUGCCAUAACGAGGAGAUGGAAUUACGAGAAUACCGUCGCCGCUAUUGUCUGCUAUGUGGCUACCGGUUCGUCGCCGUCGACCAGCCAGGUGUCGUUCCCGGACGCGGCGGCGUGCGCGGCGCACCGGCGCAGCGCUGAGCGCGUGCCCGACGCCGAGCUGCAGCACGUGCUGCUGUACGCGCUGCGCAAGCUGCUCAACGACUGCGCCGGCCGCGACCCCGCGCUCUACGUGCGCGUCUUCUACCAGGUGUGGGGCAGCCCGGCGCCGGCGCGGCUGGCGGCGGCGGCGCGCGCGGCGGCGGCCAGCGCGCGCGCGCGGCUGUGCCUGACGCUGGUGCCGGCGGCGGCGCUGCACAACGCCUUCACCUUCCUGUCCAUCAGCGGCCUGCGCCUGCAGGAGUGACCGUAACCAGCUCGUGGACUAUAAACGCAGAUGCUUUAUUGCCGUUUUAAAAAUAUAUUUGCUGGAUAUUUUUCAGUGUUUAUAAAGUUUUGUUAAUAAUGCUACCGAGUUUAACAUAUUUUAAGUCAAAUUAUAUAAAUUAUAUUAUUUUUAUUGGAUAAA
Messenger RNA from Melitaea cinxia (Glanville fritillary), 2692 nucleotides. RefSeq names its product diphthine--ammonia ligase. Gene Ontology annotation, biological process: protein histidyl modification to diphthamide. Bases 308 to 2530 code for a protein of 740 amino acids. Gene Ontology annotation, molecular function: diphthine-ammonia ligase activity. The record is from RefSeq and is a predicted model, not a curated record. The transcript has 14 exons. Lineage: Eukaryota; Metazoa; Arthropoda; Insecta; Lepidoptera; Nymphalidae.